This is a messenger RNA of Odocoileus virginianus texanus, 8269 nucleotides long. Lineage: Eukaryota; Metazoa; Chordata; Mammalia; Artiodactyla; Cervidae. The record is from RefSeq and is a predicted model, not a curated record.
UCACUCAGUCUCUCACAGUGGACAAUAAUUGUGCAUAUAUAUGUUCUCAUAUUACCCUUUUUUUCUCUAAUGUCUUUUUUCCUCUAAUAACUUACAUCUUCCUAUGUCUGCAUAAUUGUAUCAUAUCACAGUCUUAAUCUGUAUCUUAUCUGCUAAAUCUCAUCAGUUGUUUGAGGAGAUAGAGAAGUAGAGUAAAAGAUGAUUUAGUAAGUGGCAGAGUCAUUUCAAAGAUAGAGGGGACAGAUUAAUUCCUUUCCUAAGUAGCUCACAUUAGUGAACAUUAUCUUUAUUGUUCUGUUUGAUUUAGACUAUCUAUAAAAUUCGUGAUAUACAAUUAACUGAAAUUUUCACUUUAAAAGAAAUUUUAACUCAUCUUUCCAAUUGUUGCAUUAAUUUUUCUUUUUAGACAAAUAAAAUGAGACCUUUAUUAAGUUUCAGAGUUUGACUAAGAAACUUAAGAGUCAGUGCAGUAACAUGCAUUUGCAAACUCACUGUAUUGAUUUAUUUGAUAUGGGAUCAUCUUCCAAGCCCUCUCAAGCCUUUUGACCAUGUCCCUAAAAGGAUAUGCAUGACUUAAGGCAAGGCCAGCACUGUAUUCUGUGAGUGUGUGAUUUAUUGUUUUCCAAAAAGAUCAAAAAGAGUCAUGAGUUCAAUGAAUGCAGCUAAAUUCUCCUGCAGUUGAACAAAUCCAUUUCCUAUUGACUUUCUUCAAAAAUAUGUGACUAUAGAACUGCUUUCCCACUAUUCUUAGCAGUGACAUCUUGGUCAUACACUUCAAUUAAUAAUAACUUGUAGAUAGCCCUGAGGCAUCAGUGUACCAAACUUAGUAUUCCUUGUUACAUACUAAUUUAAGAUACUGAGCUUCAAUUAUGAAAUUUGUUGUUCAAUUUUUACACAUUACAUUUAGUAGCCCCUAAAUUUGGUGUGUCUUUUAAGUCCUCUUUCCCCACAGAUCAUAAAUCAAUCUCUUUUUUUUAUUGUAUGAAAAAAUCAGCACACACAAUAGAUUUCAGAAGUGGCUUUAAAAUGCAUGCCUACUACAUAUCUGAUAAUAUAAUAGCAUUCAGAUUAAAGAGAUUUUUCUUUCAUUCCCUGUGUUGACAGUCCUCCUUUCCAGUCUUUCCCUCUUCCUUCCUGCUUUCCUUUCUUCUCAUUUCCCCUCCACCAAAUCCAAAAUUAUUUGGAGUCACUAUGUAGACAUUUUUUCCCCUUUAUAAUGAGUUCAACAGUGUCAGUGUCAGCAUUUGGACUUAUAUAGAAAAUAACUUCUUCAUUAUUUAUGGUAAUAAAGGGAGAUGGCUUUGUGGGAAGUUCUCUGCACUUUUUAGAGCCAGCAGCCAAUAUGAAAGGGUUGGAAGGCUUUCUGACCCUUGAUGCCAUUCCCAAAGACUUCAGUUCUGCCAUUAGCAUUUGAUCCUCGGGGUUAGGGCACUGCCCCUUAUUAAGAUGCAAAUCCCUCUGAGCCAGAAAAUGCCAUAAGCUGCUGUGAUCCAUUAACAUCAUAUGACUAAUUCAUAGAUUGGAAUAUUUCCAACAGAAUUAGUCUGAGAGCAGAUUUUGUAAGGAGCACUAGAGUCUGAGAGAGAGUCAGAACUAGAUGGGGUCACCAAACAUCUAGAGAACAGUAGAAGACCAUCACAAGCAGACAGAAAGAACAACCAGAGGCUGGAGAGGUUGAAGAGAGGCUUCUCUGACUUCCAUUUUUGCCCAUUCUUAUUCCUAAGUGUGAAUAUUUUUUAAAUGAAUGAAAUGAAAACAUCCACUCAAACACCUUAGAAACUUGGAGCAAAGGACAUAGUUUCUUGUGUAAUUUAGUUUGGGAUCACAUAGGGCAAGAGGCAAGGAGAGUGGGAAGCAUCAAUAGAAAAUAAAUUGUAGAUGAUCAAAGCAUGAAGAAGUGGGGAGGGGGGUAGAAAGAGGUUAGUUUUUGCAUUUACAGGAUUUUAGAACAUGUACAUAAUUCUGAUAAUGACUAUUAAAACUAGACACAAAAACUGGUCAAAAGUCUCAUUUAAGUCUAAUCGUUUAAUAUUUGUUUUACCAAACUAGAAUUUGAUAUGACUGCAAAUGCUUACUUUUUAUCUUCCUAUAUUUAGUAAGCAUUCCUGGUGUCCUUUUGUGUACACGUUUUAUUGCUAAUAUUCUGGGGAAUACAGUGAAUAAGAAAAACACAAAAGCUGCUCCCAAGUAGCUAUCAAAGUGUUACAAAAAAGAAAAUUAAGCAAUAAAUACAGUACCAUGAUGUGAUUUCUUUAGAAAGAGUAGAGGAAGCACAAUGUGGUAUACAGAAAGUGUUAAAUAAUACCCAGUACCCCUUUAAGUUAUAAAUAACCUGUUCAGCCUUUUCUCUAAAGAUUGGCAGUUGGGGGUUGAGAACUUACAUGCAGAUCACCCAAGGCAAGCCUUCAGUUAUCCACUGAGAUAAGGGUUGAAAUCCUCAUAGAGGAAAAGAGCUCCCGCUCCCACCUUUGCUAGAAAUUCUCAAAGGUUAGUAAGGCUUUUAGGGAAGAAAACAAAAAUUAAAGUAUUUCCCUGAAGCUUUUUUCUGAGAUUAUUCCUUGCAGAUCAGAAUUCCUCCUUUGUGUAGUGGAGGAUGAUUAGGGUUUGGGAGAUGCCCAAGUGUUAGAGGUUAGAACAGGGUCUUCUUAAGCUGAUGUGGCAGAAAGCACCACAACUAAGAGAAGGUUAAAAGUGGACGACUGUGGGGAAGUUGGACAACUAUGACGCAGAAUUUUGGAAGGAGAAACUUAAUGGACCACAAAUUUGAAGGAGCCAGAGGAAAGUACAGAAAUCAGGAUAUGAGGCCAGAAUUCUAUCAGUUAGUCACACUGGAUCGCACAAUAAGUGACAGUGUUUGCGGCUUACUUUUGUGAAGUGCAUUGGAGAAGAGCCUGAGGUCAAACUUACUGGACUGGAGCUGAGUGAAUAUUGCCAGCCAAAGCCAGUCUUCCUUGGACAGAUCAGCAUCUCUGUUGUUGUGAUCUCACACUACUUAAUCAUAAGUGAUGAGAAUCAUUCUUGUCUUCAAUGCCUCAUGCAUUUAUUAAGCAACAGCUGUGUUCCAGGUUCUAUGCUAAGUAUACAUGGAGAGGCAAGUGAAAGUAGUUGAUGCUUCAGAACCUAGAGUCCAGAGGGGUAAAGCUACUAUCCUUCAAUUAAAACCAAUUUUUUUUUUAAAAAAAAGAAAACCUAGAGAGAGAAGUUCUUCGUAAAGUAAAACCGAGCUUCAAAUCAACUUCAUCUCUGAUUAAAAUAAGGUUAUCUUGACCUGUUAAAACAUCCAGCUGUACUGUCAGAGGCAAAAAUAAAUCUCCUCUGAUGAAACAUUAAAAAAAAAAAAAAAAAAGAAUGUAGAGUUCAGAGGGCAUGUAUAAAACACCCCCAAGCCAGACAGAGCUAAGUUGCAUGUAUUUUUGUGAGGCUGGCCAAGAACUGGUCUUAGAAGUCUAGCUUCAACAUGUAAAUAGUCAAGAUUAAGCUUUUCACAGAACUCACAUUAUUAAUCAUAAAAAUCCUUUGGAUCACAGCCGUUUCAUAGCUUCAUGUACUGUAACACUGACCUUGAAGACACUUGCCUUUAAAGGAUUGAUGAGCAGAAAAUAGGAACACUUUUCAGGUAACACUCAGGAAACUUUGGGAUUGUCAUAUCUGUUUUCUUGCACCUGCAGCUCCCGUCCUUCUGCCCAUCUGUUCCUUUCACUUAUGAUGAUGGAAUGCUACACCAUGGGCAGGAUUUUCACUUCUCAAUAUAGAACCCAUGUACCUUACCUCAUGGUCCAACUGACUUCCUGAGAAUAAAUCUUUGUCCUUGUAUUUCAUAAGCAACAACAAACAUUGACUUUGUUGUUAGCAUGUAUGAGCCUGCAUUCAUUCAACAAACUAUACAUUUUAAUCAAUAAGUGCCCCAAAAUUUUGGAUUUUAAUGCCCUGAGAGAUCAACUUUUAGUCAGUUAUUGAUUACAAUUUGAGGAGCCUUGUGUCCAGGCCAAAUGCAAUGUGACUUAUUCUCUGGUGACUUCAGUUUGCUAAGCAGCAGCUUCUCCUGGCAUGGGCCACUGCAGAUCCCCUCAUCAGACGGGCUGAGACCGUGCUGUGUGACCUGUAUCUGGAGUAAGAACACAACAAGAGUUAAGAGGAAGAUUGAUGAGGCAUGGACCCUUGCUUCAGGUUUGGAGGAAAGUAGACUGAAUAUAGAGAUGCCAGACAGCCACGGAGACCCAUGGACAGUCCUGCACUCACGCUGAUCUGUCAAACUUUAAAAUUUCCUAGUAAUAUGCAACCUUUGCCAAACGAAAAGAAACUAAUGCCAAGAAGGCAUCCUCUUCAGUAUUGGGAAUAGACGUGCUCUCAAGACGAUGGCUUCGAAGGUCUCCUGUUUAUACGUUUUGACCGUGGUGUGCUGGGCCAGCGCUCUCUGGUACUUGAGUGUGACUCGUCCGACUUCCUCCUACACUGGCUCCAAGCCAUUCAGUCAUCUGACAGUUGCAAGGAAAAACUUCACCUUUGGCAACAUAAGAACUCGACCUAUAAACCCCCAUUCUUUUGAAUUUCUGAUAAAUGAGCCCAACAAAUGUGAGAAAAACAUUCCUUUCCUCGUCAUCCUCAUCAGCACCACCCAUAAAGAGUUCGAUGCCCGCCAGGCGAUCCGAGAGACCUGGGGGGACGAGAACAACUUCAAAGGGAUCAAGAUAGCCACCCUGUUCCUCCUGGGCAAGAACGCCGAUCCUGUUCUCAACCAGAUGGUGGAGCAAGAGAGCCAAAUCUUUCACGACAUCAUCGUGGAGGACUUCAUAGAUUCCUACCAUAACCUUACCCUCAAAACCUUGAUGGGGAUGAGAUGGGUGGCCACUUUUUGUUCGAAAGCCAAGUAUGUCAUGAAAACAGACAGUGACAUUUUUGUCAACAUGGACAACCUUAUUUACAAACUAUUAAAACCCUCCACCAAGCCACGAAGAAGGUAUUUUACUGGCUAUGUCAUCAAUGGAGGGCCCAUCCGAGAUGUCCGCAGUAAGUGGUAUAUGCCCAGGGAUUUGUACCCUGACAGCAACUACCCACCCUUCUGCUCUGGGACCGGCUAUAUCUUUUCAGCGGAUGUGGCUGAGCUCAUUUACAAGACCUCACUCCACACCAGGCUGCUUCACCUGGAGGAUGUGUAUGUGGGACUGUGUCUUCGAAAGCUGGGCAUCCAUCCUUUCCAGAACAGUGGCUUCAAUCACUGGAAAAUGGCCUACAGUUUGUGUAGGUACCGCCGAGUGAUCACCGUGCAUCAGAUCUCUCCAGAGGAAAUGCACAGAAUCUGGAAUGACAUGUCGAGCAAGAAACAUCUCAGAUGUUAGGAUUUUUACCAAUGUAAAUAUGUCUUUCUUUUCUUUUUUAAGAGAUGAGGCUUAGGGUGUAGGUAUUUUACAGGUGUCACCAAGGGAAACGAACUGGUGUAGGGGUUUUAUAAAAAGUAUUUUUCUUCCCAAUCCUAGUUCCUUUUUUGAAUCGCCAGUUAAGCUCUGCUCAUAGAAAUAAUACAUGGGUUUACAAGGCCAGAUUUCAUUCUCAGGUCUUAAGGUACUGCAUUCAUCUCAAAAAGCAACUUCCUAACAAAGGCUAGGAUUUACAUACCUUGUGUCUGAGAUAUAAAAAAAAAAAAUCUGGUUCUGGGAAACUGGAACUCAUGGUAAUGUCUUCAUAUUCUCUCUGCAAAAGUAAAUAAGUAAAUAACACUUUAUCAAAAACAGUUCAGAAGCAGUGCGGUCAGGGAGACUCGCUGGAUGUGAUGAUUCAUACUGCGUGUGAUGUUACAUUGAAUUUUUACAUAUAUUGCCAUAGAAUGUGUACAGUAUUUCCAGUUCCACCAAGAAAUGAACUUAGUACUGGCAGGGAGGCUGCAGUUAAGUAAAUGGAAAUUUAUACUUGAGAGUCAACUAUUCUCUCUGUUUGGAAGACAACUCUUCUUGCUCAUCCAAGUAUUAAACCUGGUCAGCAGGUGGAAUGUAUAUAAAAUGCUACUUAAAAAAUAAACAGGAGUUUUUUUUUUUUGCUUUUUCAGAACAAACAUUACCUGGUGCCUCCAAGGAGACUUUGCCAAAUGUAAUUUCACCUGCUUCCCUCCAUACAAUGUCACUAAAUACCUUUUUCCGUUUCUGGCUCAGACAGGCACAUGUGUAGAAAUAAGUCGGUAGGAGGCCGGAAGGAUGGUAAAUGACAUGGAGGAAAAAAUACAAAUUUAUAUGUGCAUUAUAAUUAACAUGAGCUUAGCACUGGUGUCAAAUGCCCCUUCUGUACAUUUGCAAAGCUCAUGAAAAAAUAUUUGAGGAGGGAGCAAUGUUACUGAAGGAUUUAGGUCUACUGUUGAUAGAUGCAGUCUCUUUAACAUUCGAUGCAUCAAGUAUCUCUAACAGUAAUGCUGUUCAGGGGUAUUCUGGAAGCUCUGUGAUUGAGGAUUAUGGGAAGGAAGGGUGGGGAAGCUUGAGUUCAGGUUCUGUGGCUGCCAUCAUAUGAAUCAUGUAAGCCUGCAUCCUCACUUUGCUGUGCUUCGAUAUGCUCAUUUAUAAAACAGCUGGAAAAAACACCUACCUCACAGGUGCUGUGAGAGCAAAUUGCAUUUGCUAAAUAUUUUGGGAUCCUUAGUUUUAAAGGUGCUACCUAAAGCAGUGUAUCAUGUAUUAUGCUAAAUGUUAAAAUAACUACAUAAUUGCCAUGAUGGUCAUCUCUAGUAGUAACAUCAUCGUAAUAUAAUAUCUGCCAAAAUACAGAUCAAAUAUAACUAUUAGUGCACCUGAUUCUUCUAAGACUGACUUUUCAUUGAAUAUGUUAGGUGUUUGGGAAGACUUCGAUUUCUCUGUCAUUUCUUCUGGUUUCAAUGAAUAAGUUAUUACUUCAGUGCAUUGCCUUGAUAUCCCAGGGUGCUGACAGGAAAGGCAGCUGCCUUUCUUUAGGGAGAAGUCUCUGGCUGGGGGUACAUUACCGUCAGUGAAGCACACGCUUUGCAAAAUGUAUCACAUCCACUUAGAUCUCAGGAAACAUUUGGUCUGAAUUCUCAGCAAGAUCUUUGAAGCCUGGCAGAGGUAGUCCACCUCUGGCAGAAGAAUAGACACUCAGCAAGCCCACACAUUGCACAUUUCCAGCUUUCAUUAAAAAGCUUCUGUUUGCUUCCAUUCAAAGAAAGCUCCACAACUGAAAGAGUAUACAAUUUUUUUUUAACCUGCCCUUUGCAAGCCCCUCUAGGAGUUGCUAGCAAAUAUGCAGAUGAAAUGUAUAAAUGGAAAUCAUGGCUUAUUUCUUGAAAACACUGAAUCUCUCAUCUCCAGCCCAAGAGAACCUAAUAGGAGACAGACCUUCCUGUCCCUUAAUACAUCUUCAUCUCAAGUCAGCAGGACCACUGAGUUUGAUUAGAAAAUAAUGUUAGGUAGCUUGGAGAAAGAUGGAUCAGCACAAGGCAAGCCACCCUCAAACCCCCAGCUCUCGACAGCUGUGAGUUCCAAUCACUGGAAAAGUCUCACAACUUUGAAGUUAGUUGGCCUGUCCAUUGUGUAAUUGAACCAAGGCCCAGUCUUAUACCAACGUCUUGCAUUUACCUUAUGUUCAGUUGAGCCAUCUUCAGCGUUAAGGAACUGCACAUUAUAAACAUCAUAUGUAUACAUCUGUGGAUCACUUUAUAAGUGUGUGUGAGUACAUUAUGAAUAGAGCCCUAGUCUUGAAAAGGAGCAAAAAUCAAGAAUCAUGUCUUAAAGAACUAUUUCCUAACUUUUUUAUGCUAAGUAGUACCCAUGUGACAAACAUGUAAAUAUUCAUCAAAAAGCAUAUGUAUAUAUUUUUAAAGGCAUUUUUUUUUUCUUCUUCCCAGCUGUAUGUAUUGCUAGAAUCUGCUUGCUAUGUACAUUUCCUUCUGCAUGGAACUUGGUGAGCCAAAGUCAUUUGUCCAGUUUCAAUAGCCUAAAGCAUGUUUGCCCUUUGUUUUUUGAAUGUUCCAAAAAUGUUUAAAUCAAGUGAUCAGGAAGAAGCUCUAAUUUUCUACUUUUGCUAAUUUUAUGACACUGGCCAAAUCAGGAUUAGUUAACAAAUCAGUGAUUUGUUAAGCCAUUUUUAAACUUAUUAUUUCUUUGACAUAAAAUAGUGUUUCAGACAGCAUUUUACCAGAAGUCAAUUCAGACAAUUUUAGGAAAACCUUCUGACUAUCCCCCUACUUGUUUUGUUCAUUAUAUACCAGAUAACAAAAGGUAUCAAUACUUCAUGUCUAUACUCUUAAAUUUUCAUUUAAAAUUUUAUUUUGGGGGAA